Molecule: messenger RNA, 483 nt
Organism: Branchiostoma floridae (Florida lancelet)
Lineage: Eukaryota; Metazoa; Chordata; Leptocardii; Amphioxiformes; Branchiostomatidae
Product: solute carrier family 22 member 6-like
Exons: 3
Coding region: 1-483 (160 amino acids)
Source: RefSeq, a predicted model, not a curated record
AUGGAGUACGAAGAUGUACUGCGACAGUACCUCGGUGAGUUCGGCAGGUACCAGAAACUGGCAGCUUUGCUCAUCGUCCUGGUCGGUCCGUCUGUCGGGGCAACCAUGUUCGCCCAGGCUUUCCUAGCGGCCACACCGGCGCACCACUGCCGCCUCUACCCGAACGACUCCUCGGCGAUGUACGGCCACCCUUCCGAGAGGCUCAACUUGAGCGUUCCCAUGGAAAACGUGGACGGCAUGUGGAGGUACAGCUCUUGUCUGAUGUACAAUGGAACUGGUGGAACAUCCGAGGGGAGUAACCAAACAGUGAGAUGUAGCGACGGUUGGGAGUACGAACAGAGCGUGUAUCGCAGCACUGUUGUGACAGACUACGACCUGGUGUGUGAGCGACACUGGUUAAAGGAACUGGGACAGUCCAUCUUCAUGGUGGGGGUGAGCGCUGGGGGACUCAUCUCAGGAACGACAUCAGACAGGAUCUUCUAG